UGAAAGGUGAAACUCGUGGGUUUGGAUGUUGAAGCUUCAAAACAAACCGGACUAGGAAUUGAAUUCAUGUGAUGUUUAUUAGAACUGUAUAAAAUAUUCAUGUUUGGUUAGAAAUAUUGUAUAUGUGGGAUUGUGGAACUCACCCGGUGCAGGUGUUCAGUUUACUUCCAGUUGGUGUAGUUUGCUGGUAAGCUAACGGCUAAUCGGUAGCCUGUUUUCGCGGGUUGAUGUAGUUGGUUGCUCACACUGACCUGCACUUUAAUGUUACAUCCACCGCGCUCGGUUUAAUACAUUUAUUCACUUUUAAUCACAUUAACACACCGAGCAGAACUAAACUUUAAACAUACAGACUCGUUAAAGCUACGUAAAGUUUCUGGUUAGUUUAGCUUUAGCUUAUUUAGCUGACUCAGUUGGGUGGAGAGAUGGCUGAGAGACCGGAGGAUCUGAAUCUACCCAACGCUGUCAUCACCCGCAUCAUCAAAGAGGCUCUACCAGAUGGGGUAAACGUAUCUAAAGAAGCAAGAAAGGCAAUUUCUCAAGCAGCAAGUGUGUUCGUCCUGUAUGCAACAUCAUGUGCCAACAGUUUUGCCAUGAAAGCCAAAAGGAAGACCCUGAAUGCUGGGGAUGUGAUGUCAGCCAUGGAGGAGAUGGAGUUUGAGCGUUUCCUACCACCCCUGCGUGAGGCUCUCGAGGCCUACAAGAAAGGGCAGAAGGGCAAAAAGGAGGCAUCGGAACAAAAACGAAAGGACAAAGAGAAGAAGAACUGCACUGAGGAGAAUGACAAGAGCAGAGAAGAAGAGGAGGAGGAUGAAGAACACAUGGAGGAAGAGCAGGAUGGAGAGAACGAAGGAGACGAGGAGGAUGUUGAGAACUGAGCAGAAAUAGCUGAAGUUUAGCAAUAUUUUUCUACCUGUCCUGGUGUGUGAAAGACUUUGAAACUUAAUGGUUCAACUUUGCUGAGGGAAAAAUGGGGAAAGAAAAUCCCACAACCAACCAGCACUUGGUCUGUACAUUAUUUAAGCACAGACAAAUAAAGGUACCCGAUCACUAGUAACACUGAACUUGAAGCUGCCUUUGGAUGUGGUCUCCAUUUCUACCUUCUUUAUAGCAGGGAGGUUUGAUUUAACUGUUCAGUCAGAGUAACAGAUUUAAUACAAUUCACUUCAUUUGAUUCACAUUCAUAUAAAAAUAACUUGAAGUGUUGGAAACCUGGCAGCACUUAGUGGGAAAUAGUUCAUGAUUUUGAGAAUAAAAUCGGACAAAAAUGAAAUCGGAUUCUUCUCAGGAGGCGAUGGUUCUAACACUGGGACUUUAAAUGUGUUUGUACUUUUAUAGAAAUGAAUUUGCAUGUUUUGACUUCUUUUCAUAUUAAAGGUGUUUGAAUUUC
Trichomycterus rosablanca is the source of this 1387-nucleotide messenger RNA. It is a transcript of the gene pole3, whose product is annotated as polymerase (DNA directed), epsilon 3 (p17 subunit). The record is from RefSeq and is a predicted model, not a curated record. Gene Ontology annotation, cellular component: CHRAC; epsilon DNA polymerase complex. Lineage: Eukaryota; Metazoa; Chordata; Actinopteri; Siluriformes; Trichomycteridae. Gene Ontology annotation, molecular function: protein heterodimerization activity; chromatin DNA binding. The transcript has 4 exons. Gene Ontology annotation, biological process: heterochromatin formation; leading strand elongation; DNA damage response. Bases 423 to 875 code for a protein of 150 amino acids.